This is a messenger RNA of Drosophila guanche, 4224 nucleotides long. RefSeq names its product glutamate [NMDA] receptor subunit 1 (gene Nmdar1). Gene Ontology annotation, biological process: chemical synaptic transmission; regulation of membrane potential; ionotropic glutamate receptor signaling pathway. Gene Ontology annotation, molecular function: NMDA glutamate receptor activity. Bases 212 to 3220 code for a protein of 1002 amino acids. Gene Ontology annotation, cellular component: synapse; plasma membrane; neuron projection. Lineage: Eukaryota; Metazoa; Arthropoda; Insecta; Diptera; Drosophilidae. The transcript has 15 exons. The record is from RefSeq and is a predicted model, not a curated record.
AGGCGCAAAGCGCCAACUUGUGCCCAUCGAAAGGGACUAAUUUCGGUUUACGGAACGGAAUCCUCGAGCACUCGAGGCGGAGUCUGUCGAACGGAAGCCUUGCCUUGCCACACGCCACACGAAAAUGUCCAACGUUUGGGUGGAAAACAAUUGAAUCACAUCACACACAAAAGCCACAUUUCCCCCCCAAAACAACUUUGUGCCCAACAAUAUGGCUGCCUCUGCUUUCCCUGCCGUCGCUCGCUUUGUUUAUCGCUGCCUUUUGUUCGCGCCUGCCAUUGUUGUGGGACUCCUGCUGACGCUGCCAGCAAUUGCCGGCGCCCAAAGGCACACAGCAUCCGAUAAUCCCUCGACAUACAAUAUUGGAGGCGUAUUGAGCAAUUCCGAGAGCGAGGCCCACUUCCACACCACCAUUUCGCAUCUCAACUUUGAUCAGCAGUAUGUGCCGCGAAAGGUCACCUACUACGACAAGACCAUCCGCAUGGACAAGAAUCCCAUCAAGACGGUCUUCAAUGUGUGCGACAAGCUCAUCGAGAAUCGGGUGUAUGCCGUAGUCGUUUCGCAUGAGCAAACCUCUGGUGAUUUGUCGCCAGCGGCUGUAAGUUACACGAGCGGAUUCUAUUCAAUUCCCGUCAUUGGCAUAUCCUCACGGGAUGCGGCCUUCUCCGACAAGAACAUCCACGUCUCGUUCCUCAGAACCGUGCCGCCGUACUAUCACCAGGCUGACGUCUGGCUGGAGAUGUUGAGUCAUUUUGCAUAUACAAAGGUUAUCAUAAUACACAGCUCCGACACGGAUGGACGUGCCAUAUUGGGGCGCUUCCAGACCACAUCACAGACCUAUUACGAUGAUGUCGAUGUGCGUGCCAACGUUGAACUGAUUGUAGAGUUCGAGCCGAAGCUGGAGAGUUUUACAGAGCACCUUAUAGACAUGAAGACAGCCCAGUCGAGGGUAUAUUUGAUGUAUGCCAGCACUGAGGAUGCCCAAGUCAUCUUUCGGGACGCCGGCGAGUACAACAUGACCGGGGAGGGGCAUGUGUGGAUUGUGACGGAGCAGGCGUUGUUCGCCAACAAUACGCCGGACGGAGUGCUGGGCCUCCAGCUGGAGCAUGCUCACAGCGACAAGGGACACAUUAGGGACAGCGUUUAUGUCCUGGCCUCGGCCAUCAAGGAGAUGAUAUCCAACGAGACCAUUGCAGAGGCGCCCAAGGACUGCGGCGAUUCGGCCGUCAACUGGGAAUCGGGAAAGCGUCUGUUCCAGUACCUGAAGAGUCGCAAUAUUACGGGGGAGACAGGCCAAGUGGCGUUCGAUGACAAUGGCGAUCGCAUCUAUGCCGGCUACGAUGUGAUCAACAUACGCGAGAAGCAGAAAAAACAUGUUGUGGGAAAAUUCAGCUACGAUAGUAUGCGUGCCAAAAUGCGAAUGAAUAUCAAUGACAGCGAAAUCAUUUGGCCAGGCAAACAGAACCGCAAGCCGGAGGGCAUUAUGAUUCCCACUCACCUGAAAGUGCUGACCAUUGAGGAGAAGCCAUUUGUCUAUGUGCGUCGCAUGGGGGAUGACGAGUUCCGCUGCGAGCCAGAUGAGCGACCCUGUCCGCUGUUCAAUGCCACUGAUUCCACUGCCAAUGAGUUUUGCUGUCGUGGGUACUGCAUCGAUUUGCUCAUCGAACUAUCCAAGCGGAUAAACUUCACCUACGAUCUAGCCCUCUCCCCCGAUGGACAGUUCGGGCACUACAUCCUCCGCAACAACUCGGGUGCGAUAACACUGCGCAAGGAGUGGACGGGCCUUAUGGGGGAGCUGGUCAAUGAACGGGCCGACAUGAUCGUUGCACCAUUAACCAUCAAUCCGGAGCGUGCCGAGUACAUUGAAUUCUCGAAACCCUUCAAGUAUCAAGGCAUUACAAUACUCGAGAAGAAACCGUCACGAUCGAGUACUCUCGUGUCUUUCCUGCAGCCAUUUAGUAACACGCUAUGGAUUUUGGUAAUGGUGUCGGUUCAUGUAGUGGCUCUGGUCCUCUAUCUGCUGGACAGAUUCUCACCGUUUGGACGCUUCAAGCUCUCGCACUCGGACAGCAACGAGGAGAAGGCCCUGAAUCUCAGCUCCGCGGUCUGGUUCGCCUGGGGCGUCCUCCUCAAUAGUGGCAUCGGUGAGGGAACACCGCGCAGCUUCUCUGCCAGAGUGCUAGGCAUGGUCUGGGCCGGCUUCGCCAUGAUCAUCGUGGCCUCGUAUACUGCUAACCUGGCCGCUUUCCUCGUGCUGGAGCGGCCCAAGACGAAGCUGAGCGGCAUCAACGAUGCCCGCUUGAGGAACACCAUGGAGAACCUGACCUGUGCCACCGUCAAGGGCUCAUCGGUGGAUAUGUAUUUCCGGCGGCAGGUCGAGCUGUCCAACAUGUAUCGCACAAUGGAGGCGAACAACUAUGCCACCGCCGAGCAGGCCAUUCAGGACGUGAAGAAGGGCAAACUAAUGGCCUUCAUUUGGGAUUCAUCGCGACUGGAGUACGAGGCCUCGAAGGAUUGCGAACUGGUGACCGCUGGAGAGCUCUUCGGACGCAGUGGCUAUGGCAUAGGCCUGCAAAAGGGCUCACCCUGGACAGAUGCUGUAACCCUAGCUAUCCUAGAGUUCCAUGAAAGUGGCUUCAUGGAAAAGCUGGACAAACAGUGGAUCUUUCAUGGACAUGUACAACAGAAUUGUGAACUCUUUGAGAAGACCCCCAAUACGUUGGGUCUCAAGAACAUGGCUGGGGUGUUCAUUCUGGUGGGUGUAGGUAUUGCUGGAGGCGUGGGUCUAAUCAUCAUCGAAGUGAUCUAUAAAAAACAUCAAGUGAAAAAGCAAAAACGUUUGGAUAUAGCCCGACAUGCAGCCGAUAAAUGGCGUGGCACCAUAGAGAAGCGUAAGACCAUACGCGCCUCACUGGCCAUGCAGCGACAGUACAAUGUGGGACUCAACUCCACCCAUCCACCGGGUACCAUCAGUCUGGCGGUGGACAAGAGGCGCUAUCCACGCUUGAGCCAGCGUUUGGGACCGGAGCGUGCCUGGCCUGGCGAUGCGGCCGAUGUGCUGCGAACACGUCGCCCCUACGAACUGGGCAAGCCUGGACAGUCGCCAAAAGUGAUGGGUGCCACGCCAGGGAUGCUCGGAAGGACACGGCCACAGCAGAAUGUCUUGCCACCGCGCUACUCGCCCGGGUACACCAGCGAUGUGUCUCAUCUGGUCGUUUAAGUUAACAUUUUUUGCCAAUGCAUUUAGAAGAUAGUAGAAAAUACGUUUACUCGUAUAUCAUUGCUCAAAUGGGGUUCAUGGAGAGUCAGGAAAUUGUUUGUUAUCGAUGUACGACUAUGUGUGGAAUGGGGCCGGGACCGGGACUUGGCAAAGUUUUACAAUAAUAAUUUUAACCAUGCAUUUGAUCGGUCCGUUCCGGUCCUGUGCCUGCAAUAAUCUGUUAUAUCAGAGUCUAUAUGUAUUUACAGAAAUUAUUGGAUAGUUUAAUAGGUCAGCAUUUAUUUGAUUGCAGUUAAGUUUGUGUAGUUUUCGAUGGAUUUGUUAAACGAGAGAGAGAUUUAGCAGGGAAGAGGGAACUGGGAAUUGGAGUUCCCUUCGGAUCGGAAUCGGAUUGCUUUCAAUGUGCUUACUGUUACAACUUACUAUCUAUAUACCCGCUUUAGCUUUUUUCAAAUGCUUUUCCAUAAGAAAACUUCGAUCUAUUGUUAUUCUAAUAAUUAUUUCUACAUAUUACAUCACAGAACCCACCCACUGUUACAAGGUGUAUGCUAAAUUAUACUUAAACCUUAUAUACUAAGCUCGAAACAUAAAACGAAAGCUCCGAUUGCCCGUACAACUUACAUAUACUUACCUUCAGCUGAUCCUGGACAAUUGCUAGGAUCGGAUUUACUACCUAAAACUUACCGAAAAACCUUUUUAUUAACCACAAAGUCUUAGGGAGAAAACCUUCAGCAAGCGAUGGCCUAAGAGUAGCAAACUAAUUAAACAACAAAAACUAAACUCGAUGAAGCUUAAAUGAAAUUUAAAUGAAAUUUAAACAGAAAACAAAUUAUAUGUAUACAUAUUAUAUAUAUAUAGUAUUAUUAUAUAUUAUAUAUAGGUAAGAUUCAGUGUGAAGUUAACAGCAUGAUUGUGGAGCAUUCCAAAGGGGAAAUUCGUCAAACCAAAUACAAUUUAGUAGCGAAAUAUGAAUUUUAAAUGUUUUGAAUGUGUAAACAGUUUAU